Pseudocercospora fijiensis CIRAD86 is the source of this 3198-nucleotide messenger RNA. RefSeq lists its product as uncharacterized. The record is from RefSeq and is a predicted model, not a curated record. Gene Ontology annotation, biological process: mismatch repair; chiasma assembly. Bases 1 to 2865 code for a protein of 954 amino acids. Gene Ontology annotation, cellular component: nucleus. The transcript is spliced from 3 exons. Gene Ontology annotation, molecular function: mismatched DNA binding; ATP-dependent DNA damage sensor activity; ATP binding. NCBI's taxonomy places the organism in Eukaryota, Fungi, Ascomycota, Dothideomycetes, Mycosphaerellales, Mycosphaerellaceae.
AUGCGCUCCUCAGCUGCUGCAGUCAAGCGCCGGCGCAGCAACGAGACCGCCGCUUCAAGACGUGGGCGAGCAAGAACCACGUCUGCCCGCUCCUCCAGUCGAGCAGACUCCCGGCAAUCCUCAGUCUCCCGUGGCUCAUACAACGCACAGUGGCAGUUGCGCAAUGCCCUCCCUCGCACGCCUUCAUAUGCAUCAAGCUCUACCGCUCGCGGCGGCAUUGACCGCCAUGUGGUGCAUGUGGGUGACUCUCGAAGCGUGGCGAGCACGCAGCUGCCGGUCGACGACAUCGACAUCUUCGACGACGAAAGCUUGAACGAGGUCGCUAUGGCAGUGAAUGUCACGGAUCUGAAGCUCUUUAUUGAUCCCACCGUGAUCCUAACCUCAACAAAGUGCAACGCAGAGACUAUCAGUCGUCUCGAUCCAGAAAUGCGAGACGCUCAUCUGAGAGCUGCCUCAGCUGAUGGCCCCAGCGACCAGAGCAGCCUUCCAUAUCUGUUGGAGUGUCGACCGAACGCUGAAUUCGGCUACGACUCUGCGAGAAAUAAGCUCGUGAAUCUCCGUAUCGGCCAGUCUGGCGGGCCGUCAGUCACCUUCACCGUGCCUGGAGACGUAAUGACCCAGCAUGAUGACCGCCAAUCAUCCGACAAUGGCUUUCAUGGUGGUCAAGCCUCCUUGCUUCGUCUAUCUGGCUGGGUCAACAUGGAGAGUCGUUUCACCGUUGGCUGUGCAGGUGCUGUGCUCGCCUACCUGCAGCGCAGAAGAGCUACUACCUAUCUGCCUGGAGACAGAGAUGCAGAGUCCAUGUUCAGAGUCGCUCGAGUUGAGAUGUUCAGCCUGAAGGACUCCAUGUUUGUCAAUGCUGACACUUUGCUUUCCCUUCAAAUCACUACGACCGAGUCACAUCCAAAUGCUCAGCAGCAAGGACCUGCGAAAUCCGGAGGAUCGAAAGAAGGUCUUUCUGUAUACGGCCUCUUCCACCCUCUGGCCAAGACCCAGCAAGGAAGACAUACGCUACGACAGAUAUUCCUCCGCCCCAGCAUGAACAUGGAAAUCAUCAACGAGCGUCACAAUACCUUGAGCCUUUUCCUGCAACCAGAGAACGACAAUGUCCUUGAUCGCCUAUCGAAAACAUUGAAAGGCGUCAAGAAUAUGCGUAUCGUGACAACCAACCUGCGCAAAGGCAACAGCAGCGGACCAGACAACAGGGGCAAGGCGAUUCCCGCCUCAGCUUGGUACAGUCUGCAUGGGUUCUUGUAUUGCUGCCUCAGUAUACUUGAUGCUCUGGCUGAUAUGCCUGGAGCUACACACCUUGCGCUCCACCACAAAGUCGAGGAGAAGUUUGAUCGGCAGCGUAUUGCAGAAGUCGGUCAGUACAUCGCUGAAGUGAUCGACUUCGAGGGAUCAAAGGUGGAGAAGCGUACCGUCAUCAUGCCUGGAGUAAGCGCUGAGCUCGAUGAGCUUCGAAGAUCCUGGGCUGGAAUCGACGACAUGCUUUCUGAGGUCGCUGUGGUCAUUGCGAACUUGGUUCCUACUGACAUCCGCAGCCAGCUCAACGUCAUCUUCUUUCCACAGAUUGGCUUCUUGAUCUCAAUUUGCCACGAAGCAGACGAUGUGCCGGUUCCCUAUGCCGGUACCGAUGACGACCCUUGGGAGAAGAUGUUUCACUCUACAGACGCAUCAUAUUACAAGAAUGCUCACAUGACGGAGAUGGACGAGCAAUUCGGAGAUAUCCACGGCCAAAUCAUCGACCUGGAAAUUGAAAUCGUGCAAAUGCUCGCACAGCGUGUACUGGAGUAUGAAGACCUAAUCGUCUCCUGUUCCGAAGUAUGCGGUGAAGUCGAUGCUCUCGUCGCUUUGACUCAAGGUGCCAAGCUGUACAAUCUCGUCAGACCCCAAAUGAUCGAUGACAAUAUCAUCAAGAUCAAGGAAGGCCGACACAUAUUGCAAGAACUCACCGUACCAACCUUCGUACCAAACGACACCUGCCUCGUCGGCGGAAAUGGGGAUGAACAGGAAUCCUCUCCCCACAGAUCUCGAGAUCCACGAACCCAACCCUUACAAGGCCCGAACAUGAUCAUCCUCACAGGACCCAACUACUCAGGCAAAAGCAUCUACCUCAAACAAGUCGCCAUAAUCGUCUUCAUGGCCCACAUCGGCUCCUUCGUCCCCGCCUCCUCCGCCAAAAUCGGUCUUACAGACAAAAUUCUCACACGAAUCGCAACCCGAGAAUCCGUCUCCCGAAUUCAAAGCGCCUUCAUGAUCGACCUCCAACAAGCUUCCAUAGCUCUCAACCUCGCAACCCGCCGAAGCCUUGUCAUAAUCGACGAAUUCGGAAAAGGAACAGAUUCCAACGAUGGAGCAGGUUUAGCAGCAGGAGUUUUCGAACAUUUACUCCAGCGCUCGCCGAACUGUCCGAAAGUUUUGGGAGCGACACAUUUUCACGAGAUCUUUGAAUCUGGCUUCUUGUCUCCUCGGCCGGGGUUGGGAUUGGCGUUUGCGCAUAUGGAGAUCCAACUCGAUUCAUCGGAGAAUAGGAGGGGAAAGCAAAUUACGUUCCUGUACAAUCUUCGUUCGGGAAGGAGCACGCAGAGCUUCGGCACGGCUUGUGCGGCGAUGAAUGGGAUUGAUCGAGAAGUUGUAGAGAGAGCGGAGGAAUUGAAUCUUUUGGCGAGUAGGGGUGAGGAUCUUGUUGAGGCUUGUGCGAAGAUGCCGGAGGGGGAGUUGAUGGAACUCGAGGAUGCUGAGAAUGUUGCGAGGCGGCUUUUGAUGAUGGAUGAGUUUGAAGACCCGAGGGAGAUUCUUGAAGAGCUGGUGACGACAGUAACGGAUAGUGGGACGACGAAGGGGAGUAUCACGGAGUCGUGACGAGCUGCGUUGUUUGCGAGAGACAGUGUGCCGGAGGAAAUUUGGUUGGUUGCUUUGCUACUAUAGGAGAGCAUUUGCUAAGAGAACAGGACUUCGUGAAAGCAUGCGACAUGGACAUCCUGCUUUUGGCCCGACCGAGAAGGAGCGCUCGUAACGCAAUGCUUUUUAACAAUGUCUCGAGCCUACUUCAGGCUUGUUGUCGCCAAUGGCAGGCACUUUGAUCGGCACAUUAGCGAUUCUGCAGAGAACCCUCUAUAAAUGUCUCAUGCCAUGUCAAACUCUGUCGAUCAGCCGGAAGACCCGGCCAUGGUAGAAAUGCAGACCUCACUUUGU